Acanthochromis polyacanthus (spiny chromis) is the source of this 1897-nucleotide messenger RNA. RefSeq names its product sideroflexin 4 (gene sfxn4). The record is from RefSeq and is a predicted model, not a curated record. The transcript is spliced from 14 exons. Lineage: Eukaryota; Metazoa; Chordata; Actinopteri; Pomacentridae. Gene Ontology annotation, molecular function: monoatomic ion transmembrane transporter activity. Gene Ontology annotation, biological process: monoatomic ion transport; mitochondrial transmembrane transport. The coding region runs from base 127 to 1071 and encodes 314 amino acids. Gene Ontology annotation, cellular component: mitochondrial inner membrane.
UUGAAGGCGGAAGGGGUUCGUAAGUGACCUCAACAGCAUGAGAAAACCAUGUUUGUAGGAUUUGCACUGCAGUAGUGUUGCUGUCAGUGUUUGAAUGUAUGAAAAGUAAAUGUUGUGUUUGUUCUAAUGGAUCCUAAUCUGCUGCACUGGAGAGACCGGGGUCGGUCUUUCUUCCGCCGACUCCAGACGUGGAUUAAUCUGCUUGAUCCAACCCUCCUGCUCUCCUCUGAUCCUGAAAUAGAAAAAGCCCACACCCUUAUUGGAAGUUCACAGCCACAGGAUAAAAAGGAUGAAUCUGCGCUGACCCUCUCACUUUCGUCUGUCCACGCUGAUUCUGGUGCUGCUCUUCCAAUAGUUUUCCGCCCUCCAGCAUUUCUGCCAAUAACUGCACCUUUGGUUGUUGCCAGCCUUUUGCCACAUAGCGGCGUCAAACCGGCUCUGUUUUGGCAGUUUUUGCUGCAGAGUUACUGUGCAGGGUUCAACCAUGCCAACAGAAAUUCUUCAACAGAGCAGGACAAGAAGACGUCUUUGAAGCAGCUUCUGUUGAUCGCUGGAACAGCUUCCUACACAUCAUGUGCAGGGGCCCUUCCUCAGAUUUUCAUUAACCGACUCCGUAUAAGAAGCCCAGCAGUCCAGACGUUCUUCAGGUCAUUAUUUCCAAUCCCACUUUCAGCUGCUCUGGCCUUCUUCAAUGUGCUAACUAUCAGAAGUGAGGAGUCAGAAACUGGGAUCCAAGUGUUCGACCGCAAUGGAAAUCCUGUGGGCAUCUCUAAAGCAGCAGCAGAAAAGGCUGUGAUGGAAACUGCGUUAUCUAGAGCGGUGCUGUUUGGUACGACUGCUGCUGUUCCUAAUCUGCUGGUUUUGCUCCUACAGAGAACAAGACUCUUCCAGAGGAACUCCCUGCUUGCUGCUCCUUUCCGGCAUAUGAGCGUUGCAUUUGUCCUGGGCCUGAUGGUUCCGGUCUCAUUCAGUCUCUUUCCACAGCUGGGAACGAUAAAGAGGGAAAUGUUGGAGGAGGAGCUGCAGGACAGAGCAGCUGGUGGACGGUUAUUCUACCACAGAGGACUCUGAGGAGCAGCCAGACACACAAUCAACCACAGCACAUGGUGCCGUUACUGAUAGCAUGACAGUAAAAUCCUCCUGUAACAUCAUACGGCUGGAUAAGUUCGAUACGUGUAACAGACUCCAACAUCAGAUGUAGUAUUCAUGUGAGAUAUUUUGUUUAAAAGAUAUUUAAUAAAACAAGCAAGAUGCUACUUUUGAUAGUAAAUUUAUUUAGUUGGAACAUUAGAUGUAUUUAUAGAUAUAGCAAAUCUUACAUCAUGAAAAUACAUUUAGUUUGAAAGUUACAUGAGUGUUUCUGUAUUCUCGCUGAGAUCUGAAAAUACUUUGACACAAAACCAUCUGUUUGGCAAUGUGGCAGAAAAUAGACUCAACAGGAAUCUAACUGAAUUAAAAACAGACCCUGAACAGUGAGACAUAUAAUGCAGCAUACACUCACCGGCCAAUUUACCAGGUACACUUAUAAAAUUAAAAAUAUUAGGAACACUUUUCAAUGUAAUACAGUACAGUAAGCGCUGCCAACCACCAUGGCCUCGAUAAUAAAGUAGAAUUUAAAAAAAAGAAGAAGAAAGUAAGGUAGAAGUAGAAUUUGUGGCACAGCUGUUCCACUGGACUGAAGUACAUUUCACACCUUUUAAAGAGGCUGGUGAGUGAAGCUUGAUGUGGAUAUGGAAGCAUCAACCAUCUGAACCUUUUUAGAAAAGUGUGUUUGAAAAAGCCUCAUGGCACGACUCAGUUCACUUGUAUUUCAGUUGUUUGGCACUAAUGUCAUUAGUAAAAUAGAAAAUGUGACACUGUUAGAAAAACAAACAAAAAAUAAAAUGUGUGCAAUGUC